GAAGAAGAAGGAAGAGAGAGCGGAGAAGAAAGCAAGCCAGACAAAGAGGACGGAAGUUUGGGGGAUCAGAGAUCCUGGACACUUUGUGCAGAGGAGGACAAAUCUGUAAGACGAGCAGAGAGGCAGCCGUUCUGUGCACCGUCUCCUCUCUCUUUGGACGACAAUACCAUUUCAUUGAUGACCCAAAAAACUGGACUGAAGCUCAGAGGUACUGCAGAGAAAACUACACAGACCUGGUUACCAUUGACCCAGAUGUCAGGACCAUCCUCAACAGAAUGGCUGAUCAGAGAAACAUCCGCUCUUCAACACCUUUCUGGAAUGGUUUGUACUUCACUGAGGUCAGCUGGAACUGGUCAUUGGUAGAUAAAGAUUUUUACCAAUAUGAUGAGUCAAACUUCAUGAACUGGGACUCUGGACAGCCAAGCACCAACAAGGUGAUGCCAGGAUGUGUUGUGAUGACCAGUUCUGGAAUGUGGCGCCUGCACCAUUGUGGCAAUCCCUAUAAACCGGUCUGCUCCAAUGUGACGGGACAGCAUGUUUCAUUCGUCUAUAUCAACAUUUUAAUGACCUGGAAGGAGGCUCAGAGUUACUGCAGAGACCACCUUACAGACCUGGCCAUUCCCAGAAACCUGUCCGAGAACGAGAAGAUAAGGGCACUGAUCCCUGCAGGUUACAGUUGGAUUGGUCUUUACAGAGAUACCUGGAAGUGGUCGGAUGGAGCCACGUAUAGUUGGAAUCCUUGGUUACCAGGUGAACCUGAUGAAGUGGGGGAGAAAUGCACAGCUACAGUAUUUAAUUAUCUCCAUCGUUACUAUUCCAGUUAUUACAAUUCCUAUGACUAUACCACAUACGAUGGUUACUGGGGAGACUGGCCAUGUGAUUCAAUGAAACCGUUCAUCUGCCAACAUGACCCUGUGCCUUCCACAAAGCAAGUGGUAAAAGUGAAGCUGGUGGGAAACUCAACUCUGGAUCUGAAUGACCCUGCUGUCCUGGAAAACCUGCUGAAGGAGCUCUGCCAAGUGAUCUCGUCCUUGAAGAAGGUUAACACCAACAAGUCUGCAGGCCAAGACAUGGUAUCAUCCUGGACACUUAAAUUGUAUGCAGACCAGCUAGCAGGUGUCUUUCUGGACAUCUUCAACCUCUCCCUGGAGCUCUCCACGGUCCCAAUCCUCAUCUUCCUCAAUGACUAUCAUCCAUUCACUCUCACCACCGUCAUCAUGAAGGGCUUCCAGAGGAUCCUCCUAAACCCAACUCUCUUCACCCAGGACUGUACUGCUGUCCACCCCAUAAAAACAGUGGUGAAGUUUGUGGAUGACACCACUGUAAUGGGUCUGAUCUCCACCAAUGAAUGA
This is a messenger RNA of Fundulus heteroclitus (mummichog), 1352 nucleotides long. RefSeq lists its product as uncharacterized. NCBI's taxonomy places the organism in Eukaryota, Metazoa, Chordata, Actinopteri, Cyprinodontiformes, Fundulidae. The record is from RefSeq and is a predicted model, not a curated record. The transcript has 7 exons. Bases 276 to 1352 code for a protein of 358 amino acids.